Molecule: messenger RNA, 1428 nt
Organism: Bombina bombina (fire-bellied toad)
Lineage: Eukaryota; Metazoa; Chordata; Amphibia; Anura; Bombinatoridae
Gene: TM2D3
Product: TM2 domain containing 3
Exons: 6
Coding region: 202-990 (262 amino acids)
Source: RefSeq, a predicted model, not a curated record
CGUUGGCUGGAACUCUAACUGUAACAAUAACAGAGAAUGGUCUCUGCUAGCUUAGGACACUGCCUUUAUCAAAUACAAUUUGGUUACUGCUGUCAUCUCAGAAAGUUCUUUAGAAGGAUGGGAACUAGCCGCUACCCUCCUACUUCCUCAGCUGUAUGUACCGUGUGAUCACUGUAGUCACGUGACUGCUAUGACAUUUGAAUGUCCGUGGGACAGAUGGGAACUAGCCGCUACCGGAGCAAUAUGGACGCCCUGUCAGCGCUGAAGCGUUUGUGUGGAGUUGUGUUGUUUGUUUCACAAUUGUAUGUGUUUUCUGGCCGUGGUUCCUUGAGUUUGGAGCAUUCCCAGCCAAUAGCACAGACACUGAAAGACCAGCUUCUAUCUUCUACUAUUUCUCCAAAAAACAAAAACAUUGAAACUACUGAAACACCUGAAUAUUUGGCGAAGUGUCCAAGCAACGGACUGUGCAGCAGAUUACCUUCGGACUGCAUCACUUGCAAUCAUAACUACUCGUGUAUUUAUGGGAAACCAAUUACGUUUGACUGCAUGGCCAAAGCAGGUGUUUUGUGUUUUGAUCAAUAUAAUCAACUACAGGAGAAUUUCACCCUCAACAUAACCUGCCAGUUUUGCUGGCAGCUUCCUCCUUCAGAAUAUGUGUGCUCUAAAUCAACCAACUGCAUGACUGUGUCCUGCCCCAGACAGCGUUACAAUGCUACCUGCAAGGUGCUGGAUCAUGUACACUGCCUAGGUAAACGGGAGUUUCCAAAGAUGCUGUUCUGUAAUUGGACAGGAGGCUACAAAUGGUCAACUGCCCUGGCGUUAAGCAUUACACUUGGUGGAUUUGGAGCUGAUCGAUUUUAUCUGGGACAGUGGCGAGAAGGACUUGGAAAGCUCUUUAGUUUUGGUGGACUAGGAAUCUGGACCCUGAUAGAUGUUUUCUUAAUUAUUGUUGGAUAUGUAGGUCCUGCAGAUGGUUCUCUAUAUAUUUAAUUUCACAGCUCAAUAUAAGCAGAAUGCGCCUUAAUUUUUCAGAACACGGAUCUUAAAUUUCUUUCUGCUUGUUUAUUUUUACUGUACAGUAUCUGUACUGAAUCUGCCUUUUAAUUAAGGUGACCUGUAAGCAGUUUAUUGUAACUUAUUUGUGUUAACAAUGGACUUUAAUUUGUUUUUCCCCCUCUUAUAUAUUUGCAUAGCUAAUGCAGGCCAGUCUAUAUUGUUGUAAACUGUAUAUAGAGCUUGUUAAGUUUAGAGACUGAUGCCUCCAAUCUAUGCAAUUUAUGUUAUUUCCAAUAUCUGGUUUUCAACUGGCCCAUCUCUCUCAGGACUGUUUAUUGCUUCACUUCAGUGUAAAUGGGCGUGGUUAAACCCUCCUAUAUAAACACACAUUCAGAGUAAAGUUAAAUUAGUAUAAAUAAACUUUAAAAUGUU